Saccharomycopsis crataegensis is the source of this 1305-nucleotide messenger RNA. It is a transcript of the gene NAP1, whose product is annotated as histone chaperone NAP1. Gene Ontology annotation, biological process: nucleosome assembly. Bases 1 to 1305 code for a protein of 434 amino acids. Lineage: Eukaryota; Fungi; Ascomycota; Saccharomycetes; Ascoideales; Saccharomycopsidaceae. Gene Ontology annotation, molecular function: histone binding; chromatin binding. The record is from RefSeq and is a predicted model, not a curated record. The transcript has a single exon. Gene Ontology annotation, cellular component: chromatin; nucleus.
AUGUCUGAACCUAUUAAAAACAAGAUCGCUGAGAUAUCCGAGGCUCCUACUCCUCAAAACACCCCAGCUUCAAAUGUGGGAUCAUUGAUGUCUAGAUCGGCCAAUCCAAAGGUGCCAAAUACUAUUGAUGAGGAAUCAGAAGAAGCUGCCAAAAAACAACUCGCCAGUAACCCAAUGUUUUUGUCCCUUAUUGAAGGAAAAUUGAACACUUUGGUUGGUCAAGACUCGGGUUAUGUUGAUGCUUUCCCAAAAGUUGUCAAGGAAAGAAUUAUUUCAUUGAAGUCCAUCCAAAAGAAACAAAUGUCUUUGGAAGAAGAAUUUCAAAGAGAAUUGUUUGCCCUUGAAAAAAAAUUCAAUGAAAAGGCCAAGCCUCUCAACGAACACAGAAAGAAAAUCAUCACAGGUGAAGUUGAACCAACUGUAGAAGAGAUUGAAGAAGGUAAAGCUAUAGAGGCUGAAUUGGAAGGUUCUGAUGAAGACACUGAAGACGAAGAAGGUCAAAUCGAAGAAAUUGAUGAAUCAAAGGAAAAAUCUAAGGAUGGAGAAAAUGACAAAGAAGAAGACGCUGAUGCUGAACCAAUUAAUGGUAUUCCAGCCUUCUGGUUGACUGCUUUGGGUAACUUGGAACCAAUCAAUGAAACCAUCACUGACAGAGACGGCGAUGUCUUACAAUAUUUGGUGGAUAUUAGAUUAGAGCACUUGGAAAAACCAGGGUUCAAAUUGCUUUUUGAAUUCAGCAAAAAUGAUUUCUUUAGUGAUAAAGUCUUGGAAAAAACUUACUAUUAUCAAGAAGACUUAGGUUACACUGGUGAAUUUAUAUAUGACCAUGCCGAGGGUUGUGCUAUUAACUGGGCUUCUCCAGAAAAAAAUGUUACAAUCAAGAUUGAAAGAAGAAAACAAAGAAAUAAGUACACUAAACAAACCAGAACUAUUGAAAAAUUGACACCAACAGAAUCUUUCUUCAACUUUUUUGACCCUCCAAAGCCACCAACCGAAGAAACUGAAGAAGGUGAAGACGAAGAAGAAGAAGACGAAGAAGGAGAAGACGAUUUGGAAGCUAGAUUGCAAUUGGAUUACCAUAUUGCUGAAGAAAUAAAGGACAAAUUAAUUCCACGUGCUGUUGACUGGUUUACUGGUGCUGCCAUUGACUUUAUGGAUUAUGAAGAUCUUGACGAAUUCGGUGAAGUAGACACUGAUGAAGAGGAUUAUGAUGAUGAUGAUGAUGAUGACGAUGAUGACGAUGAUGAAGAAAAUGGUGGAAAGGGUGCUAAGCAAAGGGAUCCUCAAGAAUGUAAACAACAAUAA